UAUAUGAAUUUAGUUCAACUCUACGGCACGGGCUGCCGCAUAAUGACACCGCCGAGCGGUCCCGGGGCCGCUUUGAAUUGGAUGCGCCGCACCGGCCACCGAUUCGGUUCCAUCCGAAUCACACGAGUUGGCAGGUCGGCGCACCCGCACACAACCCACCCUACCACCCACCGCUUCCUCUGUACGAAAACAACAAUCGGAUUCCGACAGCAAAUGGACCACACAAUACCGCCCAAAGAGUUCAAGUGGACGCCGGGCAACCUGAUCAAUGAGAACUUCAAGUUGGGCGACAAUGGUCAUGUUUGCGUGGUGCUCAACCGCCAGAUCCAAGUGCCGCCGCACGUGGUGAAGCUUCUGUGGAAGAACGCUGCCGUGCGCUGCGCCGUCGAUGGAGGCUCCAACCACUGGCGCGACUUUGUGGUAGGUCAAGCAAUGUCAAAGAGAACCAACGGGGGCAUGGCAAUCACACAACUUGAGCCACUUGAUGUGAUAACGGGUGACUUUGACUCAAUCACCGAAGAUACGGUGGAUUUCUUUAAGACCACACCGAAAGUCCACACACCAGAUCAGGAUGCCACGGAUUUCACAAAGGCCAUUGCUGUGCUUCAGCCUGUAAUGACGCAACGUAAAAUCCGCGAUGUGGUGGUAUUCCAUGACAAUUCAGGCAGGCUGGACCAGAUCAUGGCCAACCUUAACACGCUGUACAAAUCACAGAAAGACAACUGCAAUGUCUUUCUUCUGAGCGGGGAUUCAGUAACGUGGCUGCUGCGGCCGGGCAAACACACGAUACAAGUGCCCGUCGAUCUGGUCACCAGCCAACGGUGGUGCUCCCUGAUGCCCGUGGGAUCGGCGGCGCACAAUGUUACCACCACGGGCCUAAAGUGGAACUUAUAUCACGCACAAAUGGAGUUUGGUGGGAUGGUAAGCACGUCGAAUACCUACUCCACUGAGUUUGUUCAAGUGGAGACGGACGCCAACCUAAUCUGGUCCAUGGGUGCCUAUGACUUCGAGGAGAAGAUACGACAAACCGCUAAGACAUGAGAAGCUAUUGCAGAAUGCUAUGUACUUAAGUAAGGAUUAGGUUACAAUGUACAGUGUUUAUGACCAAUGCUGCAUCCGGUUGUUUUUGUGAGGAGCAAAUAUUAUAGUGCUGUUAUUGUUUAACAAAAUGAAAGUUUAUGUAAAAAUUUAUAGUGACAAA
This is a messenger RNA of Drosophila eugracilis, 1201 nucleotides long. RefSeq names its product thiamin pyrophosphokinase 1. The record is from RefSeq and is a predicted model, not a curated record. NCBI's taxonomy places the organism in Eukaryota, Metazoa, Arthropoda, Insecta, Diptera, Drosophilidae. Bases 4 to 1041 code for a protein of 345 amino acids. The transcript has 3 exons. Gene Ontology annotation, molecular function: ATP binding; thiamine diphosphokinase activity; thiamine binding. Gene Ontology annotation, biological process: thiamine diphosphate biosynthetic process; thiamine metabolic process.